Molecule: messenger RNA, 1122 nt
Organism: Caenorhabditis remanei
Lineage: Eukaryota; Metazoa; Nematoda; Chromadorea; Rhabditida; Rhabditidae
Exons: 3
Coding region: 1-1122 (373 amino acids)
Cellular component (GO): lysosome
Molecular function (GO): cysteine-type endopeptidase activity
Source: RefSeq, a predicted model, not a curated record
AUGGUUUCGAAAUUUUUCAUCCAAUUGUUCCUCCUAUCCACCACCUACGCCUUCGUAGUUCAAGAAAACUACGCUCCUCCUGCGUUGACGACACAUCUCACUGGAAAAGCACUUGUAGAUCACAUUAAUACUGCUCAAACCUCCUGGCUCGCCGAGCACAAUGACAUCUCUGAUUCUGAAAUGAAGUUCAAAGUUAUGGAUGAAAGAUUUGCAGAUCCUCUUCCGGAAGAGGAGAGUGGCGAGAUUCUUGUCAGCGGGGAAAUCGUUCCGGAGCCAAUUCCAGACACAUUCGAUGCAAGAGAAAACUGGCCCGACUGCAAAUCCAUCAAAUUAAUUCGUAACCAAGCAACCUGUGGAUCUUGUUGGGCUUUCGGUGCGGCUGAAGUGAUCUCUGAUCGUAUUUGUAUUCAAUCGAAUGGAACUCAACAACCAAUUAUUUCUGUGGAAGAUAUUCUUUCGUGUUGUGGAACCACAUGUGGAAAAGGAUGUCAGGGAGGGUAUAGUAUUGAGGCAAUGAGAUUUUGGAAGUCCAAUGGAGCAGUUACCGGAGGAGAUUACAGUGGGAACGGAUGCAUGCCGUAUUCAUUCGCUCCAUGUCAAAAAUCUCCAUGUGUUGAGUCAACAACGCCCACUUGCAAGACCACUUGCCAAUCUUCAUACACGACUGCAAACUAUACAACGGAUAAACAUUACGGUACCUCUGCCUACAGACUAGCAACCACUACUAACGCCGUCUCAACUAUCCAGUACGAAAUCUAUCAUAAUGGACCAGUUGAGGCCUCUUACAAAGUAUAUGAAGAUUUCUAUCAAUACAAAUCAGGAGUUUAUCAUUAUGUCUCGGGAAAACUUGUUGGGGGACACGCAGUUAAAAUUAUUGGAUGGGGAACUGAAAAUGACGUUGACUACUGGCUGGUUGCCAAUUCUUGGGGAAUCAAAUUUGGAGAAGGCGGAUUUUUCAAAAUUAGAAGAGGUACCAAUGAAUGUCAAAUCGAAUCAAAUGUGGUGGCUGGAGUUGCAAAGUUAGGAACCCACGCUGAAAAGGGAGAUGACGAUGACGGUUCAGCAACAUCCUGCAGUUUUGUGAUGUGUACAUUGAUGAUGCUCACGUUUUAUUUGUUCUGA